GCUCUAAGAGAAAUAGUUAGAUGUUUUGACAAGCUGCUAUUAUGUAUAACUUCACGUCAAUCUACUCUAUACUAAAAGUAACAAAUAGAGUGUUUUUAGCCUGUCCACGUCGACAUAUUUAUUCCACCAAUCAGGACAUUUGCUUCGUCCACGUAGGAUUUCGGUUCUUCUUUUUUUUUGGGUUUUUGGGCCGCGACUAAACCAAAACGACAUCAAACGCUAUGGAUCUCAUAAGGGAUUGUGUGGGCUUGGUGGCUUGGUUUGGUUUAUUGGGCUUUCUCUCUGUUUAUUAAAAAAAAACCUCACCCACGCGAGGCGGAAACCUCGAAGCUCCGCGCCUCCAUCUCUUCCUCUUCACCCUUUCUUCUUCAUCGUUACAGAGAUUUCGAUCCACUACUCUACAUUCAAUACCCCACGACAUCUCCAGCCAUCAAUUUAUCCUUUAUGACUUCGUUUCGGUUUGCUUUUUUCCCGGUCCUUUAUAUACUGUUCAUCUCUUUUGCGUGGAAACCAAAUCUCGAACUUCUCUCCUUACUCUAUGGCGAUCAAACCGAAUGGAAAAUCCCCUGUUACCUCCGAUCACGAUGACAGAAUCAUGCUUUUCCGCGAUGUCACAACGGGUCCCCACGAAACCCAGCUGCGUUUCCGGUUGAUUCAUUUCUGGGAGGCUUGGAACCCUUUGAAGAAGACGCUUAUUGGGAUUGAGAUGCUGUUAAUUGACGAGGAGGUAUUUGUUUUCAGCCAAUAUAGUUUAGACGCUUAUUUGUUAUUUAAAACGUUCUUUGGGUUUUUUUUGGCUCCUGAUUUUAUAUCGAUACGUUUCUUCGUUUUACCAUAUUCGAUAGUUAUUGAAUUUGUUUUUAGAUCCUCAUUAGUAUAGAGUAGAUUUUUACACUGUCCUUAGUUUUUACAGAACAAAAAAACUAUUAAUUUGUACUGUAUUUUCUCGCAGGGAUCUGUUAUCCAAGGAUUCAUUUCGCCAAGCCGUAUUGAGAGACAUUUGUCUAAAAUGAAGCCUGGAUCGCUUUACAAGCUCAACAAUUUUUAUGGAUCAAGCAACAAAACCAUGUAUCGGGUUUCUGAUCAUGCGGUGACGGUGUCGUUCUCAUGGAACUCGGAGCUCUCUGUUCUUGAAGACAGUCCCACUCCUUUUGAUGAAGACAGAUUCCGUUUUCAUUCCUUUGAGGAAUUUCAAGCUGGCUGUGAUAGCAAAGGAGACCUCUACGGUAAUCUCUGUUAUCCCACACACCAUCUAUGAGUUGCAAUGCUUGAUGAUUAAUCUAGAUUUUUGCUUACAGUGCUAUGCGUGUUUGGUUUUGUUUGAUUAUGAGAAGUAGAUUACUUAGUGCGCCCUACUCUUACUUUCGCGGUUGAUCGGCCAAUUACAAAUAAGAUUACAAAUAAGGUUUACUAAUUUCGUUUGUACCCUGAGGAGGAUUUUUAUUACUACACUUAGUGUUUGUUUUUUUUUUUUUAAAAUUGGAGGAUAUUUUGGUUAGGAUCUGUUAGCUGGUUGAGUUCUAUGUCUGGUUAUUUUCUAUGAAAUUGUUGAAAUGCUUUUCCAUAUUUAGUCUUCUUAUUUACACGCUUAAUGAUUAAUGGUAUAGAUGUUCUUGGGCACAUGAAGCUGGUUAAUGGUCAGUGUCUCACGGGGACCCCAGUUUUUGAUGAAGUGGAAAUAGCUAGGGCGAGGCAUGUGUUGGUUCAUGUGCAGUCAUACGAGUAGGUGUAUUAUUAUUUCUUAAACACUUUGUCUGUCUACUUAUAUUAACCAUUUAGUGACAAUAUUUUGCAGUGGACCUGUGGUGAAGCUCUACCUUUGGGACCAGGCUGCAAGAGACUUCUGCAAAAAAUUCAAGUCAUACGAACGCACCCCCACCGUGUUAUUGGUGACAACCGUUAACACCAAGAGUCUCGGAGGUUCUGUUUCUAACUUUAGAAAAUUUUCUUACAAUUAGUUAUCUACUCUUGCUGGUCUUUGAAUGGGUGUUGCUUAAUACAACAGGUACUCUUGCACUGACUACAAUGUCCUCCUCACGUGUCUUUAUGGACUGCGACGUCCAACCUACGGUCGACUACUCUAGCUGGUAAAUCUAUAUAUAUUUACAUUUUUAUAUUUAAUCUUUAGCUAACUCAUCCCAUAUCAAUGAAUGAAUGGAUCAAAAUGUUACUACUCUGUCUCAGGUUGGGCUCUAACCCACAGAGUGCUGAGUUGGUUAAUGCAGAAGUGGUUACUAAAAGGGAGACACUGACCAUAGGAGAAAUAUUCUCCUACAUCAGGGAUGGAUCUAAUAAGGAGGCUUUUUUUGAGUGCACGGCUACGAUUGAUGAUGUGGUCCAUGGUUCAACCUGGUAUUACAUAUCCUGCAGUGGUUGCCAUACUAAGGCUACGAAAGGCCCAACUUCUUUGAUGUGUUCAAAAUGUGGGAAAGUCAACAUAUCAGGAGUACCACAGUACCGUGCACAGAUAUCUGUCUAUGACAACAGUGAGCAAGCUGUUUUUGUUCUGCUUGGUGAUGCUGGUUUUGAGUUAACCGGGAAGCAUGCAGCCGAGUUAGUCAGCAGCUAUUUUGAGGCUAAUGGAGACCAAGGAGUUACUCAAGAGGUGCCUUUCCCGGAAGCUUUAAUUAGCACUAUCGGUCAGAAACAUAACUUUUGUGUAAAAGUUACACAGCACAACUUAGAUGGCAAGUCUCGAUCUUUGACUGUGACCAAGAUUCUCCCUAUGGAAUCUCCACCAGUCACAGAAGCUUCGGGAGGAAACUACAACCCGACAACCUUGGAGGACGGAUUUGAGACUGGAACAAAGGUGUGUGAAGCUUCCAAAGUCAGUGGGGAUUCGGCAGAAGGAAGUAAGAGCAAUGGUGACAUUGAUGAGAUGGGCAAAGCAAAACGCCUUAAGCGUGGGGUGUAG
Brassica napus (rape) is the source of this 2914-nucleotide messenger RNA. RefSeq lists its product as uncharacterized. The transcript is spliced from 4 exons. Gene Ontology annotation, molecular function: DNA binding. Gene Ontology annotation, biological process: DNA repair; DNA replication; DNA recombination. The record is from RefSeq and is a predicted model, not a curated record. Lineage: Eukaryota; Viridiplantae; Streptophyta; Magnoliopsida; Brassicales; Brassicaceae. Gene Ontology annotation, cellular component: nucleus. Bases 2147 to 2914 code for a protein of 255 amino acids.